Sardina pilchardus (European sardine) is the source of this 1826-nucleotide messenger RNA. RefSeq names its product mucin-2-like. The record is from RefSeq and is a predicted model, not a curated record. Lineage: Eukaryota; Metazoa; Chordata; Actinopteri; Clupeiformes; Clupeidae. Gene Ontology annotation, biological process: regulation of signaling; regulation of cell adhesion. The coding region runs from base 227 to 1519 and encodes 430 amino acids. The transcript is spliced from 21 exons.
AUGAUAUGCUGCCUGGGGAAACUCACCUUUCUGGUUCAAGGUGUGGGCAGGUACACUGUAUACGGCAUGGGCCACACCCCCUGGGCCGGGUGAAUCAGUGGAGAAAGAGAGAGAAAGAGAGAGGAGACAGAGCAGAGUAGUAGACCUGUCAAAGCUCAUCAGAGGAGAAGACACACCUGAAUUGACACAGAGACAGAGUCAGCAGACCUUAGAUCACCCGUCUACAAUGUCCUACAACAACCCGUACUCGUCUAAAACAAGCAGCCCCAAGCCGGUGUCAGCUGCCAAGCGAUCCUUUCUGAAAGACAGCAGCUGGAUUAAGAAUGAUGGAGAUGACGGUGACGAUUCAGUGUUUCAGCCAAACCAGCUGACGCGCAAGAGUGGUUCAGUCAGCAACCUCACCAAGAGAUUUGGUGGGAGCCAAGAUCUUGACCAAAGCAGCAAACAAACCUCUACAAAGACAGUGACCACCUCACACCCUGGUGGCAAGACAACAACAACAACGACAACAACAGAGACCAAAACAGUCACACCUACCAAACCUGCACUUGCGACUAAACCACCCUCGAGUCCAGCAGGAAAAAGUAACUUCACAGAUCGAGUUUUCGCUAACAAACCAAGUGAUCCAAAAUACUCAUCUCCUCAAAGUCCAACUACCACUGUGUCAAGGAAGACCACUUACACCGAGACAACCAAUGGAAGUGAUCCAAAAUACUCAUCUCCUCAAAGUCCAACUACCACUGUGUCAAGGAAGACCACUUACACCGAGACAACCAAUGGGGUCAACUCCAAGACCAUAAGCCCCGCCUCCCCUGUCAGUACCAAGAGCAGGGUGGAGAGCACUCCCAAAUCUCCGACUCCAGUUCCAAGUACACGGAGCAGUUUCAAAAGCAGAUCCAGUGGACUGGAGUCCCCGUCCCCCACACACUCAGGGUCCAAGUCUCCCAGCUACAAACCAAGCACUUUGGACAAUCUUGCAGACACACUGAUCGAUAUCCCCACCAAACCUGCAGACUCUACUACUGCAAAAACCAGAACAAGCAUCACAAGGAGGGAGAGUGAAGUGGACUCCAUCCCUGCAAGACAUCUGGACAGCCUGGCCGACACACUCGACCCCUUCUCAUCCUCCACACCUCCUCCAGAGAAGACUCGGAACAGUUCAUAUGACAGCUACUCAUCCCCAACGAAGUCUGUGCCGGAUACAUCCUAUUCAAGGAGCACCAAGUACAGCGCUGGAGAGACUAUCAUCUCCCCUAAAACAUCUCCGAGCGUGCAAACCCUGUCUAAAAGAUCGGUGUCGGACAGAAACAUGUGCUCCUUCUGCCACCAGCCAAUCACAGAGUCCAUCAGGAUGGUGCUGGACGAGCUGAAGAUCUGCAGCCAUGCCGACUGCUUUAAGUGUGUUGGAUGUCACUGUAAGCUGAGCAACCUGGAGGCUGGAGACAGUCUUUGGGUUUACAGGGAUGCAGUGAACUGUGACAACUGCUACCUGAAGAUAAAAGAUCGCUGGUAUCAUUGAGAAUGGACAUACAUGGACAUGAAGGCAGCCAGCGUUGUGGAUAAAUACUAUUGAUCAACUGUACAUUCAUUAACAGUCUUAUCAUAGACUUCAUUAUUCUCUUCUACUUAAAACUGCAUUCAGUUGGCUCUACAUGCACUAUCAUGUUUGAGUAGUUUAUUUCUAUGUCUCUGUUAGAAAAAAGAUGGAAACAAAUUAAUUAAAAACAGGUAACGUUAAUCUUCCUUGCACAAAUAACUAAUCAAAAUGCUACUAACUUGCCUGAUAAUUAUGAUUAUGUUCAAUAAAGAUCUUGUUACUAAAAGAG